AUGGAUCACCUGCUUCGAGUUCAAACACCUUUACUCGCCGUAGCUAUUUUGGGUGCUUCUUCUCCGAGUUUGCCAGAGACUCGGACCCGAAAGAAACCUAUCACAACAGUCGACUGGAGGGCUGAGCUGUGUAGGGUUAUGGAUCGACGCGAAGAUAUAUCCAACGCAGACUUGCUUGACGGACUUGACGCUGCGUUUGAUGAGCUCAAAGAGUCACGAAGCCGGCUCCAAGCCAGAGAAAACUUUCUCCAUGGCCCGCCUCGCCACCAAGUCCUAUACCGUAUUCGAUGUGAGGGAUCUCGGUUAGACGACGAGGAUUCUGACGCGUCUGAAGAGACGACUGAAGAAGGCUAUACAACCUACGAAAAACCUCCUUGGGUGGUUCAGUACGGUCCGCAUAAGGCCCAUUUGCGCGCCGGCAGCCAUGUCCCAAGCUUGGAACUCUAUCUGGAAAGGAACAAAGACAUUGCCUUCCUGGUUUAUGUGGAUUUAUAUCAUCCAAUUGAAGCUGCUGCUUUACCUAUGUACACAAAAGAGUCCAUCUGCAUCAUUUCUCCACAUCUGAGAAAUGCCUUACACGAUCUUAAACUUUCUGCAUUGGAAGGUAUACCUCAUCCCGACUUUGAGGAUCUUUCCCUGCAUAUUCCUUUCCCAUAUCUAUGGUGGUUCAAUCGCCGUGAUCAGAUUGCAAACACUGUCGCAGAAUCAGAUGCUGAGUCUCAGUGCUAUCUUUCCCUUUUGCAGAACUACAUGUUCGAUCGAUUACAGAGCGCCUGGUCGAAGGUCGAUGAACUCACAUCAAAAGGACUUAUCACUAUUGAAUACCUUGACUACAUCUAUACACCAGGGCAAAUUCUUAUAUCGGAGGCCGUCGGAAAUGACCUGACACAAACACAAUGCUAUCGCGUUCUGAAUUGGAUGAAGAAAACCUACAAUCGAUAUGAUGAGUCUCUUAUAUACACGAUAAGAGCUGCGUGGUGGUUGUUUGAUGGUACCUUUAAGGAAAUCGAGGAUGAUCUUAUCAUCACUGCACCAGAUCUCACCAACGAGUUCAAAAUCGAGUCCCUUUCAUAUUAUCCGCAACGUUUCGCUAGGCCUAACCUAGUCCGGUCACUUUUGGAUCGCGGCAAGAUGUUUUGGGAGUGUAGAGAGAGGAAGUAUGUAUCUACAUCAGAUUUCGGCGGGGACGGACUGCAAAGCUCGAUGGACACCCGAUUCAUGAUUGAUAUGGAAACAUACAAGUACAUGCACCCUAAAGCUUCAGGGAAGGAAAUUGAGCGCCACAUGGCGGUCAUUCGCACGAUUGAUCCGCAACAGAUCCAUCAUGCUGAGCUGUCUGCAAGAGACGACUUCCUCAUGUGUCUGCCGACUACCAUCGUUGGUUUCAACAUGAACAAGAAAGAAUGGGUUAAACUCGAUGUCCAUACGCUCCGGGAGGUGAAAUGGAAUAGCCAGGCAUUUGAGUACCUGGUUAUCAGUCAAGUCACAAAAGAGCUUAUUAAAGCAGUAGUAAUCAAUCAACUAGGCAACAAAGCCAAUGCUGAUUUAAUACACGGGAAAGGCAAUGGCCUGUUUAUGCUACUGCAUGGUGGUCCUGGCACUGGCAAAACUCUUACAGCGGAGAGCGUUGCUGAGAUCGCCAAACGGCCGUUAUAUAGAGUCACUUGCGGUGACAUUGGGACAAAGGCAGAGGAUGUGGAAAAGUACCUAGAAAUUGUUAUGUAUCUUGGCAAGACAUGGGGAUGUGUGGUGCUUCUUGAUGAAGCAGACGUGUUCCUGGAACAAAGAUCUCUGGUCAACCUUGAGAGAAAUGCCCUUGUCUCAGUCUUCCUUAGUGUUCUAGAGUAUUAUGACGGAAUUCUUAUAUUGACGAGCAACCGUGUCGGUAUCUUUGAUGCGGCUUUCCGAUCCCGAAUCCAACUAAGCCUACGAUAUAAGAAUCUUGGGCAAGCAGAGCGGCACCAAAUCUGGGAGAACUUUCUCAAACAUCUUGAUCAAUUUCAGCAAGACGUUCGAUCCAGAUUAACAUCACAGCCACAACAGGUUUCGUUGAUUGGAUAUGGAAUGGACAUUUCUGAUUUGAGAAAGCACCUGGGUGAGCUUUCUCAGGCAGAUCUGAACGGCAGAGAGAUUCGCAAUGCACUAUCCAUUGCCCGCCAACUUGCGCUUUAUCGUCAAGAAGCAUUGCAGUUCCAUCACUUGAAGGAUGUGAUGGACGAGGCGAAGAAGUUUGAUGACUAUCUGAACGAGAUUAAUGAUGGCUUCUCAGCCGACGAUAUUUGUAGAGAUAGGCGGGAGAGAUAA
This is a messenger RNA of Fusarium tjaetaba, 2304 nucleotides long. Its product is annotated as AAA family ATPase. The coding region runs from base 1 to 2304 and encodes 767 amino acids. Gene Ontology annotation, molecular function: ATP binding; ATP hydrolysis activity. NCBI's taxonomy places the organism in Eukaryota, Fungi, Ascomycota, Sordariomycetes, Hypocreales, Nectriaceae. The record is from RefSeq and is a predicted model, not a curated record. The transcript is spliced from 12 exons.